Molecule: messenger RNA, 1636 nt
Organism: Fimicolochytrium jonesii
Lineage: Eukaryota; Fungi; Chytridiomycota; Chytridiomycetes; Spizellomycetales; Powellomycetaceae
Exons: 2
Coding region: 138-1277 (379 amino acids)
Source: RefSeq, a predicted model, not a curated record
AGCUUUCCCACGCUUUCCAGCCUUUCACCGUCGCAGACAGGAACAGACAACCUCCAACCAAGCUCGGCCCCCUGCAUGUGCAGCAACGAGCGACAGCUCACAACAAACGGCGUACUCUUCCCAAAGACAGCGAACCAAUGCACAGCAACAGCCGGUUGUCCAAACCAGCGAUGACCAAAACCAGCAUCGCAUCUUCAACACAACGAGCACCCCGAAAACCACCACCACCACCACCCAUCUCCGCCUACCGCAACCGCAUCCCACCCGUCGAUCCACUACCACUCCAUUCCGACUCCACAUCAUCAUGGACGCCCCGCGAACUGCGCAUGCGGCGCGACCGCGAUGCUCUGGAGAUCAAGUACCGACAAAUGGAGAGUCUGCUACGAGAGGCGCACGAGAAUAUCGCGGCGUUGAAGGAAGAAGUUAGAGGGUUGCGGAGGGCGGUUGUUGAUGGAGGGCGGGAUGGACGGCAGGCUGAUGCGGGGAAGGGAGAUGUGCGUACCCCAUCGGCCGACUCGACCAUGGAUGGAAGGGACGCCACUGUACUUUCACUACGAAAGGAGCUCGACGCCUGUCGUCGUGAGCUAACCCACCUGCGAUGUCGAAGUGAGCUGUGUCCCUGGUGCCGAGACGAGCAGCAGCGAGAUGACUCAUCCGGCAUGCGGUUGUCUGAAGCUGUGGAUGAUAGCUUUUUCAGGCCCGCUGGGAAUGGGCGUAGGAUACCGUGUGCGGGUGUUGUGCUGGAUGAUGUUUACACCGACCAGACUUCGUCCUGCGGUGCGGAAGGGAUCGACGGGGCGGGACUGGAUGGAGGAACCGAUGCGGAAGCUACACAUGCAUCGGACUGGAACUCGUCCUGUAUCGAGGAAGAUGAACGAGUACGGUCAGAGCGAAGACCGAGAUCAGAACGGGGGGUUGGCACCAACUCGGAUGAAGGCCGCUUGAAAGGCACAGACUUUUUAGAAGCGCUCAUGCAGGAAGCACGAUGUGGAACGCGCGGGAUGCAGGCAUCGCAGAACCAACCCAGCAUGGCCGAGAGCGCGAACGCGGGAGAUUCACCAGAAUUCGAACCUUCCUCGUUCUUCGACCCAUCCAUAUCGUGCAUCACUGCGGAUGAUCAGCCGCCGGAGGUUGCCAUUCGCAAGGUCAAGGAAGAACGAGAUGCUUUAGAGGAAGAACUUAUUGAGACAUAUAAGCAGUUGCGACGUGCAACGACAGAGAUCGCCAGACUGAGUGUUGCAUCGUCACUUAUGAAUGAAAAGAUUCUGAAAGCGUAAACAGUGCACAGUUUCGCAAGGGGGAGUUUUUCUUCAUUCGAGUAUGCCAAGCAGGCUUUAUUAUAUGUACAGGAGAUUGAAGUUCACUGCUUCCCUCCGACGACGAGGUCCAUUCUAUGCAAAGUGUAUGAGCACGGACGGACGUGAUGAUGGCUCGAGUUUCAGUUAUAGUUCAGAGAGGUCGCAAUUCAUGCGCUCCUAAUAGAUCCAACCUUGCUGGAAGUUCCGGUCUCCCAGAUUCGAGUUGUUCCGACUCGAGUUUUCCCGAUCCGGCACAUGUAUGCGCACGUCAUCCCCCUGCCGGUACGCGUAAGUCCCCGAGUGCGCCCGGAACUGAUCAACCGAGGUAUCGUGCGAGC